This is a messenger RNA of Monomorium pharaonis (pharaoh ant), 2491 nucleotides long. RefSeq lists its product as uncharacterized. The record is from RefSeq and is a predicted model, not a curated record. NCBI's taxonomy places the organism in Eukaryota, Metazoa, Arthropoda, Insecta, Hymenoptera, Formicidae. The coding region runs from base 136 to 501 and encodes 121 amino acids. The transcript has 3 exons.
GGAUAGAAAAUAAGAGAUUUCAAGGUAGAACGGAGAAGGGCCUUGCGAUUUGAACCAUUAAAAUGGCGAAAAGAAAUAGCUGAGCCAAUUAGUCUCAAUGAAUACUUAUUAUCGAGAUACGUCAUACAAUCUGUGAUGUCAAAGAUAGGUUCGUAUCUUCUAUUGAAACGUAAAGAAACCGUCAUGAAUACGAAUAUCGGAGAUCCUGAAUGCGAAUGUUCGCGCACAUUCAAUACGGCUGAGAAAAAAGUAGAUUGUUCCAAAAUCUCAGAGAUGAUGCCAAAGGAAUGCGCGCUGAAAUCGUCAACCUUGAGGUACUACGGAAAUUCUUUAGAAUCGGAGGGCGACAUUUCUUCAAGGUUGACAGCGGCCUCGCCAUUCACCACUUUCGGUGGCCGCGACCCUAACUGCUUCGGGUACGCGACGCGAUAUUUAGACGAAUAUGGGCCAAUGGCAAAGGAAUGCGCAGUGUCGACAGUAGAUUCUUCAGUGCCACGAUAAGUUCUUCAAUAAUAAACGCACACAUCGAUUAAUAAGCUUAACACAAUGUGAAAUCGUUAAACAUUAAGAUAAUGAAAUGAGUAUUUUUCUGUUGAAGGCCUCAGAGAGGCAAAGGUAUAACGAUCCGAGCUUCAUGAAAGAAUUGUGGAAUUUCUUUUCAUAAAUGGAAACAAAAACCGAUAAUUGCUAAAAAUAACGUGCAAUUUAACGCUAUUAAAAAAUUAUGUAUCAUAUAAUUUCAUAUGUAUCAAAUAAUAAAACUAUAGAUUUACGUUGUUUGUCAAAGUUAAUAGAACUAAAAUAAGACAGAGAUAAUUAAUAAAUAAAUUCAUCUAAUUGUAAGUAGCAUGUAUGAUGAAAAAUUACAGGAAUCGCAAUUAAAAAAAAAAAAAGAAUAAGGAAAGUAACUUUUUAGAAGAUAAAAUAAAUUUAAAAAUUUAUUUUUAUUUAGCUCAGAUAUUUAAGAAUAAUUAAUUUAUUCUUAAUGAAAAAAAUUGUUCUGUAAGAUUACCUUGGAACUGUGUACUUUUUUUCUCUUAUGACAAAAGAGACAACUUUUGUCUUUGCAACUCGGCUAAUUAAUUCAAAUGCAAUUAUUUCCUCUCUUCUUGCUAAACAUAAUUCGACCGUUUAUUUUUUUCUUAAGGGGAUGCUGGAGUGACGGUCACAUUUGAUCGAGGUCGAUGAAGUAGAAUAAUUGGCGAGGAGAGAUCAAACUCCUGGGACGGAAUUCAUAGAUCGAUCUUAUUCAAGAUCCAUUUCAAGUACGAUCUUGAGACAUUAAUACUGUUAUUUCAUCGGUUAAGUAAAGCCUUCGGCACACGAUACGAAUUUUCAUGCUAGAUCGCAUACGAGGCGUCUUACUACGUAUCCUUAUUGGCUUACGAUUAGUGACAUAAUUAUCCGAACCAAUCAGGUCACGUAUUAAGAUAGCUUCGUAUGCGAUCUAGCAUGAAAAAUCGUAUUGUGUGUCAAAGGCUUAAGUCUUAAGUCUGCUCGUGGCUAGAUUUAGGACGAUUCUUGAACUGAAGAUCGAUCUAUGAAUUCCGUCCCUGAAGUCCUGCGCCGCCACUUGCAAAACUAAAAAUGUCGAUAAAAUCGAUCAUGUCGAUAAUGUCAACAUUCACGAUUUUUAUGUUACCAUGUAAACAUUAUUUUAUAAGCGGUACUCCACAUAACAUAAAUUAAGAAUUCAUAUAAAAGUGUCCUGUUCCAAUAUGGCCUAGGCGUUCACAUCAUUUCUACUAUCAUGCAAUGUAGUAGAAAUGUAGCAACCACUUUUAUUUACGUCCAAUAACAUUUUAGAUAUUGGACGUCACAUAUAUUAACAAUACGUACAUUGCGCAUACAUUGCACAUAUUUUUUAAUAUGUGCACAUAUUUCUCUUUUUGUGCUACGUCUAAUAAAAGAGAUAAAGAUUACUCUUAGCUUAGCUUGUAUUAAAGUAUAAAUUAAUACAUAAACUGUUUAUUAAAAAAAAAAAAAUUCUGUACAUUGCUUUAAUCAAAUGUAGACUAUGGAUAUUAUCUAAAUUUGUGUGCAAUAUUAGAAUGUCAAUUGUGUUUAUUAUUAUGUAUUCGUGUAUGUACACCCACGCACACGCACAUUAUAUAAUACAUACUGUAAUUAUUAUACACUUAUAAUAGACUUAUAGCGUUUAAAAUUACUUUCGAUACACAUCAGUAACAUUAUUUUAACAACAAAUGCUUCUAAUAUUUUAUUAUAAUUGUAGGGGUUAAAAUGUACUUUCUAAUUUCGAUCCGGUCAGGCAUAUACCUGAAAGCCGUCUUCGCCAUACCGUAUGAACAUGUUGUACUUUCUUUGUUAGCCUAAGACAUUGUGAGUAUUGUUACUUUGGAAUGUACCUAAAAUAAGAGGUUUUACUGCGAGACCGAACGAAGUAAAGAGGCAGACGAUUGCCGAAUGUAAAGACGAGAGGACGCGUAGUCCAGCUCGAGUCUCCGUAAUUCCAAAUACAUAUUAGCUUGAA